This is a messenger RNA of Varroa destructor (honeybee mite), 3372 nucleotides long. RefSeq lists its product as uncharacterized. Lineage: Eukaryota; Metazoa; Arthropoda; Arachnida; Mesostigmata; Varroidae. The record is from RefSeq and is a predicted model, not a curated record. Gene Ontology annotation, molecular function: protein binding.
UGAGGGAACAGAGUGAAGACGAGUGUGUAGCGUAUCACUUUCAGUCUGCACGCCACAGCUUCUAGCGGAACGAAGCUGGCGGACCGGGCAGGAAGCUGGACAAGUAACUUAAAACAGGCUCUCGAUGUGCUGCAGACAGGUGUUGGCAAUUGACCCGUGAAAACGAAGACCCUUUCAGUUUGAAAUUGGCAGCUGGGAUAAAAAAAAAAGGGGUUCCCGGAAGUGAUUUCAUUUCGCCUAUACAUGCACGGGUCGCUAGCGUCUAAAGAGACAUGUCUUCGAGACCGAAGAUAGCAAGUCGUCGAUGUGGUGACAAACGUCGUAAAUACAAUAAUGAGGUUCGGAAUAAUUUGUAGCAAAAGUAAAUGUUGCAGAUAGUUUAACUGUUCUAAACGAACGAAACUUUGCGCACGGAACGUUGGAGGCACGUUUUUAAUUGUUGUGAACUCUGCUAAGAAAGUUAUUAAAUAAAAGGCUAAAAUGGCCGUUCCAACGCCUAUCGUAGGAGACAGAGGUAACAAUUAGCUUCGAUAAAAGAGAAAAACACAAAGCCGUGGAGCCGGUGGAAUUGUGAGUCUUAUUCGCUCACUGCGUAAUGGCCCUAUUCGGAACGAUGUAGCCCGAUGGUUAGCGCAGCUAGAAGCAUUGACCCCUGACCAGCAUAGGAUUGCGCUGACCAACUUAAUAAUGACGCUAUCUGAAGAUCAUCUAGAACGCAUAGUGCAAGGGAUUAUGCCCGAGUUACGCAAGGAUAUAGUCACAACUCUGCCAGAACCUGCCUCACUCGCAGUACUCAACAGCCUAACUCCUGAUCAGCUCUUACGGGUGGGAAGUGUUUCGCGUGAAUGGCAAUUUAUAGCAUCGAGCAACUCGGUUUGGCAGGAGAAAUGCCAUGAAAUCGGCAUUCAACAGCUGCCUCCGGAUAUUGCUUCGAAUCGUCCGCUAGCGUGGAAAGAAGCUUACCUCGUACACCAUAUGAUUCCCGUCCGAACCUGGGCAAAAAGCAGGCCAGCUUCUAUGUGGGAGGUGCCAUGUCACGACAACGCAGGCGUAAUUUUUAUGGAACGUGCUGGUAAUCGCCUUAUAACAGUUGGCGAGGAUCAUACAGUUCAAUUUUUUGAUUUCGACAAUGGCGAUCUCGUAAACACGUUUCGAAGUCCCUGCCCACUUUUGACUCUGAAAAUUGAGGGAAACGUGGCCGUCACAGCCGGUAGCAACGGGAACGUUUUCAUAUUGAACAGCAACGACGGACAAUUGAUUGAUACGCUAACUGAAGAUUUCGCGACGAGCCAAGGAUUGGAAUUGCUACGUAACCGACUUGUGGUGUCAUCAACGGAUGGAACAAUAUACGUAUGGGAUGUCGUAACAAGGCAGUACGUCUAUACAGAGAAUCGCGGUACAAUGGUGAAGCUUCUGGCAGCUAAUGACCAAAUUAUUGCCACUGGUGAUUCGCAAGGCACAGUUACGAUCAGUUAUCCCAAUCAGCCCCAGCGUCCCGCAAGGACAAUCAAUGCUCACCGAGGGCCUGUGGCGGGGCUGAUAGUUUUUAACGGCUAUAUAUUGACGAUAAGUACAGACCUGAAAUGUUGCCUUUGGGACUCCGAAACACUCCAGCAGUCUCACGAACUUCAGCUCCCUUCAUGGAUUAGACUUGAAGACCCAGCGCGACCUGGUGUUCCAACCUUCUCUGUACACGGAAACCUUAUACUAUUAGUUUCUGAUCGCCGUUUUUGCCUGUGGAAUCCCCGGGACGGUAAAGUAGUGCACGACUUUAAAGGGCACUUAGAGAGCAUCCGGGAUGUUAAAUUCAAUUCACAUUCGGUCGUCAGCUCAUCAGCGGAUGGCUAUGUUAAGUUGUGGAACCGUCCCACAGGCAAUUUCAUCUAUGAUUUAAUCUGGCCAGAGCACGUCGAACGAAGAACCAGACAUCUUCCUGGCUUCGAUACGUGUUAUCGAAUUUAUGUUGAUGAUAGAAAACUCGUAGUUUCUGGGCACAGACAAAGGCGCACUUGUUUAUUGUUCGUAAACUUCGUACCGCCGCCAGAAGUGCUUCAAAGGCAGAGUUUUUUACUUGAAGAUAUUGAUGAGAAAGAGGAUGAGCUUGAGGUUCUGGAGUUUGGGCAGCCGAGGAUGUAACACUGGUUGACUUUCGAGGACGGUAUCGUAUUUGAUUAAUGCAGAGUUGGUAACGGACUGCGCCUUAGAAAGCGUUACGGUUGAGCCACGUCAUCAAAUGCUAGCAAAUACGGAAAUGGUACUAGCUAAUUUGAGGUGACAAAAAACCUUCGGAAUAAAUUGGCGGUAUGUGGGCGCGCGUAAUCAUCGACGGAUGGCAACAGAUGGCACAAGACAUUGGUUAUAAUAAUUACAAUAGUGAGCUAUAUAAGCUCGUCAUGGGCUAGCAGACUAUCAAUAGCAUUCUAUCCAAGACGUCGCUUGUCCUUUAUGUGUGUAUGAAGUACAUGAUAAUAACAGCAAUAGUAAUAACAAAUGCACAAAGCAUAAUUUAGAAUGUGUACAAUAUCGCAAGCAUAUUUAACUCACACAGAAUCAACUAUAGACCGAAGCGCUUGGCGUUUACAGUUUAAAAUAUGUUAAAAAUAUGACAAAUUGAAAAAUCAGUUCCUAACUUAUCGUAUAAAAAAGAUAAGUUAGGAUUUCCCUACACAAGCUGUCUCGGUAAUACUUCAAGUUUCACACUUUGACGUCAGAGACGGCGACUAUUAAUUGCAAAAUUCCUAUCACAACUAAUUCGAGACAACCCACCUUAAUUAAAAACUAAGAGAAAUUAAUAAUAAAUAAGCCAUUGAACACAACAAAUUCGUAACAAACUAUCCGGUAUAACGAAUUUUUCUUCUGAAGUGAUGACUGACAACGGGUUUGUGAUGGUGCAGUGGGUAACGUGUUCGAGACCCGAACUUCGAAACAGAUAAUGACGUAGGUUCGAAUCCGGCCGUAAAUGGAUUCCGUCUCAUGUUGACACUGCCAAAAAUUUUUAGAAGCCUGUGAGGACACCAUGCACGGGACGUUUCAUUAUGGCAUAUCAUCUGCUUUCCCAAUAAUAGCGUCUUUAAAUAGAGACAACUAGGCAACCCCAACCACAGGUCAACCAGUGUCAUCGAAUACUUUCGUACGACGAAUACGCCUUCACUGGGCGCCAGUGAGACCAUCAGUCGUUUUAUGUAAUAUGCAAUACAGGUCAGUCCGUUGUAAUUAUAACAGUAUACUGUACCUCAAAUAUUGCGUCACACCAACUACGCGAGAUACUGAUAUUCUGAUAGCUACGGAACAUUUAGUCAUUACUGCGAUAAUCGUUGAACCGCUGAAAACUCGGGCAGUGACAGGGAACAGCUUCUCAAGUGCGUCGGGUCG